UGACUAACUACGUCACGCACGACUUCGGUUACCAUGGUCCUUGUGACGUAAGUGACCGUGUAAAACAGUGUAGGAAACCCCGGAUAGCGGUUACCAUGGAUAUUGGCGGGGGGAGGGGUGGAGUUUAGAGGAAGCGGAAGUGUCAGCGCAGGCGGAAGUGGUACUGCCCUGAAUACCCCGAGCAGCGAAACGGAGGACAGCUUGAUACUCCCAUCGUUAACAGACACAAAUCAGGACUCGAAAUAUAUUUAACUUUGCAUCAUGGACAAGAGCGACCUAGUGCAGAAGGCUAAACUCGCUGAGCAGGCCGAGCGCUAUGAUGACAUGGCUGCUUCGAUGAAGGCCGUCACGGAGGGCGGCGUUGAGCUUUCCAACGAAGAGCGCAACCUGCUCUCCGUGGCCUACAAGAACGUGGUGGGCGCCCGCCGCUCGUCCUGGCGUGUGAUCUCCAGCAUCGAGCAGAAAACGGAGGGCAAUGACAAAAAACAGCAGAUGGCGCGCGAAUACCGUGAGAAGAUCGAGGCUGAGCUUCAGGACAUCUGCAACGACGUGCUGGGUCUCCUGGAGAAAUACCUCAUUCCCAACGCUAGCCAGGCAGAGAGCAAAGUCUUCUACCUGAAAAUGAAAGGAGACUACUACAGAUACCUGUCCGAGGUGGCAGCCGGAGAAUCAAAGAAAACCACAGUGGACAACUCUCAGAAGGCUUACCAGGAUGCAUUUGAGAUCAGCAAGAAGGAAAUGCAGCCAACACACCCCAUCAGGCUGGGACUCGCGCUGAACUUCUCCGUGUUUUACUAUGAAAUCCUCAACACCCCAGAGCAGGCCUGCAGUUUGGCAAAGACGGCUUUUGAUGAGGCGAUUGCUGAGCUGGACACCUUGAACGAGGACUCUUACAAAGACAGCACCCUGAUCAUGCAGUUACUAAGGGACAACCUCACUCUGUGGACAUCAGAAAACCAGGGUGAUGAGGCGGAUGCUGGGGAGGGCGAGAACUAAAGGCGUUGCACUUCACUGUUAAAUCCACCUACACUCUUUAUCUUACACAUAUACAGCCCAUAAUUCCCUGCUCCAUCCAAUCCACCUCACCUUUAUCCACCUUUCUGUAUGACGAGCAGCAUGAAUUGUACCUGACCUACAAGUUUGUACCCCUGAAGCCUUGAGCGGCAGGGUAACGUUUGGUUUUUUUCCAAGGCUGACUUGUCUCAAACAUGUCUGUUCGUGUAUCCCCACCCCCAGAUGAGGGAAAAUGGUUGAAUAGUGGAAAUGGUUUCCAUCUUUUUUUCCCUUCCUAAAAUCCCUCCUAACAUUUUUAAAAGGUUCUCUGGUCUAGCAGGUUAUAUUACAUAAUAGUGUCCUCCACCCAUUUUCCCUUCUCUGUCUUUUCUCUCCCAAUAGUGUACUGGCGAUUGCUGGUUUUAUUCAACAGGUUAUUAAACUGUCCAUUAAUUUAACAAACACUGUGAUGUUUAGUUUUUCCUCCUGGAUAACUUGUGCUUAAUGGAAAUGGGAACGGUUUCAGUACGAGUAGCAGUACAAUUCUGUUGCGAUCUCAUACAGAAGGGAUAAAAACAGGCUGUAUUGUGACACUGACUAACACGCAUUACUAUUAUUGCUGUCAUGUGCAUCAUUUUAUUUUGCGCACGUGGCUAAAGACGACAAAAGGGACCGGAGGUUUGCCAUUCCACGUCUGUUCAGUUUUAAGUUAAAGACAUUCCAUCAGUAUGUGACGUUUAACGAUUACAGACCUUUUAUGAACAAACUGGAGAGUUUCCUAUAAUGUGCUGUCAAGAAGGCAGUCAACAUAAAGGUGCUGUUUGACAUCAGUAAACAAUUUUCCUGGUUUGUUCUGUAUGUUAUUUUGGUUUGUUUUGUUAUUUUCCUCCCUUUUGCAUAAUUUUGACCACCCCGCCAUUUAAUAAAGAUGUAAAAUUGUAAACAUUAUAGAGGUAAAUAUAAAUUUGUCUUAAAAACGAAAUGUUGUCAACUUGCAUGCAAUUGAACAGCGACACUUGAUUUGAUGUUUCCUUCUUCAAAUGAUAAUUCAGGAGGAGUUUUGGGGCCUUAGACUGACUUAGAGCUUUACUACUCCUCUUUCCUUUUAAGAGACGAGUUUCUGUAAGACCUUAGCAGUUCGAACUGAGAAAUUCUGGAUUUAACUUGAAUUUUGUGCAGGAAAGUGCCGCAGACCAGUGGAGGCUUUGAAGUCUUGGCCCAAAGUCAGUGAAACACAAGACGAGAUCAGAUUUGGCAAAUAGUGGAAGGACCCUGGCCUGAUCAUUACUAGGGAGGUAGCCACUCAUUCAGUGUCACAAUACACAGUGUCGCAUCACCAUAACAUUCCACGUAGGUGUAGAACUCAUCUGUCUCGAGCUGAAGACAAUGUUCAUGCACUGAAGACAAAAUCUCUUUUUCUCUCCCCUUAGCUGAACAAACGGCAGUUAUUCUACGCUUGAUUACAAAAAAAAAAAAAUACAGUAGUGAAUGUGGAGCCGAGCCUGUCUGUAUAUCUGGUAUCUCCAAUUGCUUUGUUUUUACUGACCAGUAUUCUGCCUAAAGUUAGCUUCUGUGACGGUUUCAUUGCUUAGCGCGCACGUGGUUGUGAAAAUUUAGACUAGCUUAAGGGAAAAAAAAAAUGACAAAAUGGAAAAAAAAAAAUACAACCUGGUUAUUGACGUAAUACUAGAUUUGUGUAUGUCUUUUAAAACAGUUCUAGUUUCACCUUACAUGUUAUAAUCAGGAAAGUGUAAAAGACAAUUUAAAGUGAAAUAAAAGUU
This is a messenger RNA of Pimephales promelas (fathead minnow), 2774 nucleotides long. RefSeq names its product tyrosine 3-monooxygenase/tryptophan 5-monooxygenase activation protein, beta polypeptide a (gene ywhaba). The record is from RefSeq and is a predicted model, not a curated record. Lineage: Eukaryota; Metazoa; Chordata; Actinopteri; Cypriniformes; Leuciscidae.